AUGUCUGUACAAUCCCCCCGCCCAGUCAUCCUCAGCCCCCGCUCCCACCCUCCCUCGCACGCCAAUCCUGCCGACAGACCCGACAUUCAAGACCAAGAGAACGAACGGCAGAGGGAGGAAGCAGAGGUACGAGCCAAGAGCCGGGGGAGAGAUGCGAGAUUGACUUUGCCUGCGAAACAGAACCAAGCUGGCGCCUCUGGCUCCGGUGAUAAGGAGAAGAGGGGCGAGAAGGAUGGAAAGUGGAUACAGGGCAUCGACUAUGCGUACGAAUAUGUCCCGGUCAUUCAAAAACGGCAAGGUCGUAAGAAUAUGUGA
Messenger RNA from Cryptococcus wingfieldii CBS 7118, 315 nucleotides. RefSeq lists its product as hypothetical. The transcript is spliced from 2 exons. NCBI's taxonomy places the organism in Eukaryota, Fungi, Basidiomycota, Tremellomycetes, Tremellales, Cryptococcaceae. The record is from RefSeq and is a predicted model, not a curated record. Bases 1 to 315 code for a protein of 104 amino acids.